Molecule: messenger RNA, 306 nt
Organism: Fraxinus pennsylvanica
Lineage: Eukaryota; Viridiplantae; Streptophyta; Magnoliopsida; Lamiales; Oleaceae
Source: the annotation of a GenBank genome assembly
AUGUUAGUAGAGGACCAAUCAAACAAAUCUGAGCAACAAAAUGCAGAUUCAGAAAAUUCAAUGAGCGCUGAUGAAGUCGAGACUUGUACUCCACUUGAAACUAGGCAAAACAUAUGCAGGACUGCAAAUGCCAUCCGAGUACUUUCUACCUUAGGCUUACUGAUUACUGUGGAAGUAAUCACGGCAAUAGUAAACCUGAGCACGUCUUUGAGUCUGGAUAUACACGAGAUGCUGGGACCAGAGUUUUAUGUACUAGUUGCUGAGAAAGAAGCUGAACGUCGAAGCUCAUUAGGAAGAAAGAGAUGA